Molecule: messenger RNA, 1251 nt
Organism: Tribolium madens (black flour beetle)
Lineage: Eukaryota; Metazoa; Arthropoda; Insecta; Coleoptera; Tenebrionidae
Exons: 5
Coding region: 67-540 (157 amino acids)
Source: RefSeq, a predicted model, not a curated record
CUGUCAUGAAACCAAGAUAACAUUUGUCAAAAUCAAAAAUUGUUCUUUCAUUUAUGCCAAAUUAUAAUGUUCUUAUUUAAGCACACAACUGAGAACUGUUGUAAAGUUGCAGCUUUGCAAUUUGUUGUGUUUCUAAUUGUUUUCCUAGUACCGUCUUACUUGUCAUUAUUCAUUGAAAUAAAGAAGAACAUUAGCGGAACAAUGAAAGUAAACUUCCAGUUUGAAAAAUAUGCCUUAAUGGCGUUAUCACUUUAUAUGAUAAUACCUUUGACGUUUUCGCUUAUAUUUUUUAUUGGAGUGUUACAUAAAAAUGCUUUUUAUAUAUUAACUUACAUAAUUGAAUGUUGUUUUACUAGUAUUGUCGUAUUCUUUAUGACUGCAGUAGGGCUGUAUAUAAUAGCAAACAAACUAACUUGCUCUACUGGCUACAGCUUGUUUGUGAUUGGAAUUUUUCUUCAAUUAAUUGUGACUCAUGGAAUAAUUGUAGCCUCUAAAGAAAGAAAACAAUUGAGAAAAAUCAAUGAUAAUCUUAAUCACUAAUUGUGUAAAUUAUAUGUCUUUAUUGCAACUACUUUAGUGAAAUAAGUUGAUUACUUUAAAGUAAUUUGUCAAAUAAAUCUAAAACUAGUGUCAAUACAUAAUACUGUGAUUAAUAAAACAUUUAAAAGUUUAAACUCUUGAGGUGUUUGUAGAAACUGUGCACUGCAAUAAUGUUGUAAAGAGCAAUCACUGAAAACAAAAAUAAUAACAUUGAGACAAAAACAAAAUUAAUAACUUACCCGACACAAUAGCUCCAAUAAUUAGGUGGCCAAUAAUGAAAAAUGUAGCGUUAUGUCCCGAAUGAUGAAUAAUAGCAACAAGAAUUGAGAUUAUGUACACAACUAUUGCAACAGGAUUGAAUAUCAGCCAAGGUACCAAUAAUACUGGUCGGUUCUGGAAAAAGGUAUUUUUUUCAGAUGCAAUUAAUAAUGCAAUUGCAAUGCAAUUAAUAAUUAAUUACUAUACUUACUGUCUCAGCUCCAAAAAUGAUUAAAAUUGAAAGAAUGCACUGUACAGCACUUGCAACAGCAAUGAUAAUUAAAAGACAGCGUAAAACUAAAAAAAAAAUUCUAGAGAGAGAGUCGUUGGCAGAAAAAAUCUCACCGCUUAUAUCCGGUACAAUUCCGGGAUCAGAUAUCUCCAGUAAUUCGUGUGGAUGUUCGGCGUAGGCUGCUGAUAAAAUCAAGAACAUGAAGGAAAUAAUACUUUGAA